Molecule: messenger RNA, 1613 nt
Organism: Impatiens glandulifera
Lineage: Eukaryota; Viridiplantae; Streptophyta; Magnoliopsida; Ericales; Balsaminaceae
Exons: 2
Coding region: 243-1205 (320 amino acids)
Molecular function (GO): phosphoglycerate dehydrogenase activity
Source: RefSeq, a predicted model, not a curated record
UGUUUCUCGAUUAUCUCGCCCCUUCCCUCUCUAUGUCUCUCUGUCCUCUUCUCCUUCUUCGACUGAGCUCGAGCUUCCUUUAUCAUCCAUGCAAACAAACCUCUCCGAAACUUACUCCCCUUCACAAACCCUUCAUCUUCCAUCCCCAAAUCUCUCGAUUCCAUCCAAUACCCUAAUUCUCAAAUUCUCUCUUUUUCCGAUUCAAUAACAACCCAUCUCCCCAACUUCUUCUACCUUCUUCAAUGGCAAAUCCAGAUGAGGAUUUGUCUUUAACAAUCUUUAAGAAGCCAAAAUAUCGCCUUAUGAACACCCCUUCUCUUCCUCUAUCCUCUGGAUGGUUCGAGAUUCGUCUUUUCUACGUCCGGGUAUCCCCUUGUGCAGAUGAGACUGUACCGGACCACCUAACCGUCCGCCACCUUCGCAGGGAGAUCGGGGUUUCAAUGGAGAUCAACGGCGUCCGAAUUCCGGCAACCGAAACGGUUUCCUUGACACUCAGGCGUGAUCGGCUUGACAAGGAAUCGUCUGAGGUUACUUACGUGAGUACCGAUUGCGUUAAGGUAACUGGUUCUGUUGAAUUCGAGGUUUGUGAGGAUGAAACUAUGAUGAUUUGUGGGUCAUUGGAGAUAAUGGAUUCUGCCUGGAGUAGUAAUAAUAAUAAUGGAGAUGAUGAUGAUGAUGAUGUUGAUGAUCUUAAGACGGGUUGGAGUAUGGAUUGUUAUACUUCUGCUUCGAUUACCAACGGUGGUUCUGCGUUUGUUCAGCCCAAAAUUGGUAUUUCAGCUCCUUCCUUUGAGGUUUAUAUCGCAGGUUGUUGUUCUGGGGUUCCUGUCAUCUUAACAAAGAUGAUUCAGAUUAGCCCUAGGCGAAAACCCACCAGACAUUUGACUCUGGAUUGCAUUCCUGAAGAAGUUGAAAUUGGGAAAACUCAAGAACAACGCCAAAAUGGUUUGGUUCAGCGAAAAUUACAGAUAACCGAGGUAGAUGUUGAGAAUUACGAAUCGAAUGGAAAACUCGCGAAUAGUAGCUGUUACUACACGGAAGAGAUGUAUAUGGGUGAAGACGGGCAGCUGUCGUGGUUCAAUGCAGGUGUAAGGGUUGGAGUUGGGAUUGGUCUUGGAAUGUGUCUUGGUCUUGGCAUAGGUGUUGGAGUUCUCAUGAGAUCAUAUCAAGCUACUACAAGGAACUUGAGGAGGAAGUUUUUCUGAACUUAAAACUGGUUCAUCAAAUUGGGGUAUAAGCGAAAUUGGAUAUGAUCAGACAUCAUCAAUCCUUUUGGAAGAAGAGACUAUAGAAGAAGAUUAUGUAGAUGGGUGGCGGGUAAAUCUUCUUCUCGUGUUUUCUUUUGUAUGUAGUUGCGACGAAGUUUCGGAUGGGGGUGGAGGGUGUACAAUAACUAGAGUGUAGCUGAGUUUUGUACCCAAUGCUUGCAAAUGAAAGAAAUAAUAGGAAAUAAGGUUCAUGUUGCAUGUUGGAUGAACUUGAAUAAUGAAAGGAGGAAUGCUAGUAGUGUUGGUGUAAUAAGAUUAAUAUAGUGGCUAAGUUUUGACUCAUCAAUCAUCAUCAUGUAAUUCUUUCAUUAGAUGAGAUUUCAAUAAGCUAAUUUAGAUGUCUUU